UGACACCCAUGUGCCCCCCCGCCCCAAGGAGAACCGGAGCCUGACCCUGAAGCUGCGCAAGCGGAAGCCGGACAAGAAGGUGGAGUGGUCCAGUGACACCGUGGACAAUGAGCACCUGGGCCGCCGCUCCUCCAAGUGCUGCUGCAUCUAUGAGAAGCCGCGAGCGUUCGGGGAGAGCUCAACCGAGAGCGAGGAGGAGGAGGAGGAAGAGGAGGAGGAAGCAGCCGGGGGGGCGGAGGGUGGGGCACGAUGGUUGCGGCCACCUCCAUUGCAUCAGGGGACACAAACGGGGGCAGAGGCAGCGUGGGGGGGACACGGGGGGGCCCCAAGCACAACCCCCUGGGCCCCCAACCCCUAUGGAGCACUGAGGAGUCCCCUAUGGAGGCUCCUGGAUACCCCCCCCCCAUCAAAUAUUGACUCUGGACUGGACCCCCCCAUCCCCCAGCAUCACAUCAGGGGUUGACUCCCCCCAGAUCAAUGCCUGACCCCCACAAUGCCUGAGCCCCCCCUCCCCAAACCACCAUUGCCUGAACCCCUCCCAUCACUGCCUGAGCCCCCCCCCCAAUCAACACUGCCACCCCCCACAUGCACCCCACUGUUUGGGGGGGGCGUUUUGGGGUGCUCCCCCCCCCCAACAUGGCACCUGUGGGCAUUAAAGGUGGCACUGCUGUGA
Pezoporus occidentalis (night parrot) is the source of this 673-nucleotide messenger RNA. It is a transcript of the gene PPP1R11, whose product is annotated as protein phosphatase 1 regulatory inhibitor subunit 11. NCBI's taxonomy places the organism in Eukaryota, Metazoa, Chordata, Aves, Psittaciformes, Psittacidae. Gene Ontology annotation, cellular component: nucleus. The record is from RefSeq and is a predicted model, not a curated record. Gene Ontology annotation, molecular function: protein serine/threonine phosphatase inhibitor activity; protein phosphatase 1 binding.